Messenger RNA from Oldenlandia corymbosa var. corymbosa, 1920 nucleotides. The record is from the annotation of a GenBank genome assembly. NCBI's taxonomy places the organism in Eukaryota, Viridiplantae, Streptophyta, Magnoliopsida, Gentianales, Rubiaceae.
AUGGCGAGGAUGGCUGCGAUGAUGAGGAACCCUCGUUCGGAAGAAGAACAAGAACAGGUAAUUGUCUCCAAUUUCUCAUCUUCAUUUGAUGAUUGUGAUUAUCAAAACAAAAGGAAACGGAAAAGGAAGAGGAGUAAGAAGAAGAAGAAGAACCAUGGUGGGGAUGUUUCGAUUUUGAGUUCUGGUAAUCGGGCAACGGAAGAAUUGCCAAAGGGUAGUGAGUUGAAGGUGGAGAAGAAUGAUGCUGUUAUAAGUAAUGAUGGUGGUAGUGAUGUGGGCACCAAAAAAGUGGCAUUGGAGAAUUUGUUUGCUGAAUUCUGUUUCAAGGGUGAUCAAAUUGAUGGGAAUAGCAAAAGAACUCCCUUUAUUGUAAGGAAUAGAAGAAAUAAUUCUGGUGCUAAUGGUAAUGAAGCUGGGGUUUUGUCUAGUAUUCUGGCAAAAUCGAAGGAAGAUACAGAUAGGAUUACACCAGCGAAGAGAAAAUGGGGUGAAAAUGAGAGAAAUGAAGGAAGGAAAGAAGCUCGUUUUGUUUCAGGCUACUCCGGGAAACAUGUAGACAAGGAUUUAGAAGUGAUCAGAGUGAAGCAUUUGGAUGAUGUGGCAGAAGAUUUGCAUUCAGUAUGUGGGAUCUCGCAGAUUCGGUGUGGUAAAGAGGCUAGGCAUUCUUCUAAUGUUUGUCAAGAAUCAGAGGGAGUCAAGGAGAUUGAGAGGGAAAAUGCUCCCAUAUGGUCCAAGAAGAAAAGAAGUGGUGCAGUAAAUUCGGUGUAUUUGCAUGCUGGUUGUGAGGAGUUUGAUGAUAAUAAAGGGAUCGAAGAGCAGGUUUCCAAGGUUUCAUCAAGGAAGGGAAGGCAUGGAGGGAAGGGGCAGGAAAAGCAUAAAGGAAAGCAAGUUCGAGUUAUUUCUCCCUACUUUUUGAAGUCUGCGGUACAAGAAAAAUUUCAGGAAGUUGGAAAGCAUUUCAAGAAUAGAUCACGAAAAUCACUACCAAAGAGUUUGAUUUCGGAGUUGUCUGUUGAGGACUUGGAGGAAGCAAGGAUUGAAGUUCAAGAUGCUGCACCUUACACUGUAAGGUCUGUGUAUGAUGAAGAAGCAGCAAAGGAAUUGUUGCAAAAUGCAUCAGAGAAAUUGUUGCAAGAUACCGGUGUUCCUUGUAUGAUAGGAGCUUGUGAGUCAUUGCUUGUGCCUUGCACUCUUGUGGAGUCAAAAGAAACUAGGGAGGACAUUACUGGGGGUGGAUUGAGGAAGACAAGAAGUGUAGCAACGGAAAACCAUUUGAAAAUGAAAUCUCAGAAAUCAAUGAAGAAAACUGCAACUUUGGUCAGUCCACACUUACGAAAUAAUAAGAGAAAAGUAGGUGUUGAAGUCACUAAGCUUGUAAUAGAUGCGACAGAAGUCAUAGCCCUGCCAAAAAGGACUCUUUCUGCGUCCGAGAAGCGAGAUGAGGCUUAUGAGCGUAGGACUCCAGACAACUUAUGGAAGCCACCACAGUCCCCGCAUACUCUACUUCAGGAAGACCAUGCUCAUGAUCCUUGGAGGGUAUUGAUAAUCUGUAUGCUUCUCAAUCGCACAACUGGUUUGCAGGCCAGCAGAGUGAUAAAUCAGCUUUUUGCCCUCUGUCCAGAUGCCCAGAGUGCAGCCGAGGUUGAUACACAAGACAUAGAAAAGGUGAUACAACCUUUAGGCUUACAAAAGAAAAGAGCGGUAAUGAUUCAGCGUUUCUCUCAAGAAUAUCUAGGAGAGGGCUGGACUCACGUGACGCAACUGCAUGGUAUAGGAAAAUAUGCAGCAGAUGCAUAUACAAUAUUCUGUACAGGGAAGUGGGAUCGCAUGAUACCAUCAGACCAUAUGCUGAAUAGAUACUGGAAUUUCCUUCGCGAGGAUUAUGGAACUGUUUCAUCUAGUCGCCCUCCCGAAUUCUAG